CGAACCGUGACUGUCCCUGAGCUCAUCGGCAUCCCAUAAUGUCAGGUCUCGCGUUCUUGGUAACAGAACUCCAGUCGCUGGCUAGUGAAACUCGGAGGAAAUACCCUGACGUUCGAGAUGCUGCAGAGAAGUCCCUCUCUAUGCUGAGAGCUUCUCCUGAACAAGCAUCUGCAAGUUUGCUCACGGAUGGGGCCCAAUCAGAGGAGUUACUUAAGCCAAUAUUCAUGGGAUGCGCUACCAAAAAUCCGAAAGUCGUCACUAUUUCGCUCGGCUCACUUCAGCGCUUAAUCGUCAUGAAGGCUGUCCCCCUUUCAUCCAUUCCUCAUAUCGUAUCCACAGUUGCCGAUUGCAUGUCUCAAGGCGUUGAUGUGCAGCUCCGUAUACUUCAAACAUUGUUGUCACUUCUCACCAAUUAUUCUGGUAUCCAUGGGGUGUUACUUGGGGACGCAUUAUUGUUGUGUUUUAGACUACAGGAGUCCAGAAUUGCCGUCGUUUCAUCUACUGCAGCCGCUACGCUGCGGCAGCUCGUGAUGCUAGUAUUUGACAAGGUGGUUGAUGCCGAACGGAUGGACGAGGUUGACGAGGAUGGGAAGGAGCGAGAGAAGACAGUGUUUCCUAAUGGCACAGAAGUAUUCCUUUCUCCAUCCUCCAGGGAUGCAUUUUGCGUGUUUCAGGACCUAUGCUUGCUAGCGAACUCAGAGCGCCCGAGUUUCCUCAGCCUCGAGUCCCUGCCAAAAACCUUUGCUCUGGAGUUAAUCGAGAGUGUGCUGGCUAACUAUCACUCUAUGUUCAGAAAGCGAUCCGAGCUGCUCUUGCUGCUUAGGCAUCAUCUUUCACCGUUGCUACUAAAGGCCCUUUCAGAUAAACCUAUAUUUCCCUUAACCCUCCGCUCCACACGAGUCGUGUUCCUUCUGCUCAAACAGUUCCUCGAGUUGCUGGAGACUGAAGGGGAAGUAUUCCUAAUGCUAUUCAUAAAAGUCAUCUCGGGUGACCAUGAUAAUCAUGAAGCACCUCGUCCAUCUUGGAUGCGGGUGCUUGCCAUGGAGAUCAUCCGAGGACUAUGCAGUGAUGCCGAGAUUGUUCGCCAAAUAUGGGAUCGUUACGACGGGGCCAGAGCAAAAAGCUCCUCAAAAGUUUUCUCAUACCUUGUUACGGCGUUGAAACGUCUCGCCACUGAGAAACCUGCUCUCCUGGGUUCAUCCUCUCAAAUAUAUGGAUCCGGGGUGUCUGCCAUCCUUUCACAGUCUACAUUAGAUUUGGGUCUUAGCGGAGCUUCGGGAUAUGGGAUUGAAACCGUCGCUGGUGUUGUUGCGAGCGCUGCCAAUAUGGUCGGAAUCGGUUCAGGCACAGGGCUUAGCAUCCAGGGUGCCUCAAUGAAACUGCAAUGCAUUGAUCAACUCGAUAAGGCGGAUGCACCAGCGAUCCCCGAACUUUAUGUCUAUCUUUUGGCUUUGCAGUCCUUAGUGGCGCUUACCGAAGCCUUUGCCUCUCUCUCUGUCCCCCUCUAUACAUCUAUUGCCAUUCAACGUCCCCGUGCUGCAGGGGAUUCGCCUAUACGGGCACCACCGGCUCUUGACAUCUCGAAAUUACCGGAUUCAGAGUCCAGCACACAGCAGCUGCGAUCGGUGUAUGGCAUGAUUGAAGCCGCUUGGCCAGCUACACUGGCUGCAUUGUCCUUCUUUAUCACUACGACUCUUUCAGAUGACCUUUUCGUCGAAGUACUGACUGGUUUGCAGAGCAUGGCAAAUGUAGCUGGAGUAGUUGGACUGAGCACCCCUCGGGAUGCGUUCUUGACAUGUCUCAGCAAAUUCGCAAUUCCGUCUGGAGUUGUCUCCGCCCUCGAUUCAGCUGCUUCAUCAGAAACGCCUGCGACGCCCCGUUCAGCAAGUGUGCUCUCGGCCGCCACAGAAAAUUUAGCUGCGUUAGCUAACAGUGUAGGGGGCAGCGGACCUGCGGCAAGCGUUACCCCAUCCCUCUCAGAUCGCAAUAUGACCUGCUUGAAAGUGCUUAUCUCAACCGCACUCUUCCUUGCCGGGAGUCUCGGCAGCAGCUGGUUCGACGUGUUGGAAACACUUCAGAAUGCCGAGUAUGUCCUAUUCGUCAAAGGUCCUUCUGCCACUCGCCGUGCUUCCACGGGGCCCUCGGGACUCAGCCCAAUCAAAUCCCGUACAGCCUCGAUGACUCCCCCUGCUGCAGCUUUGAGUGUGGGAUCCCCAUCGAGCCAUACCAGGUCUUCCAUAAUGUCUGACAUCGACGUGGAGAGUGUCAGAGCCAUGAUGAAUCGACUCUUUGAUGCGUCAAAGAAUCUUGAUGAUGAAGCUUUUCAAUUUUUCAUCACGGCUCUCUGUAAACUGAGUUCUGAGAUGAUUAAUAUGCAGGCAGGACUAGCGCCCACGGAAUCCCAGAAUGAGAACAGUGUAGACGAUCUCUCGUCAGGACUGUUGCCACCACGAGUGGAAUCACCUCACCGUCGUCGGGCUAGUGGGAUCCAGCUCACAAGAAACAUUCGAGGCGGUGACUUUGGCAUUGCCAGAUUAGGUUCUGUGUCGAAGCUCAAUAUUCAUCGUCUCAUCUAUCGGGAUCCCGCUCUCGCAUGGAAUAUUGUUGUAGGUCACCUCCUAUCAACCUUGAAGAACCCCCUUGCGCCUUCACCUAUCCGUCUCCAAUCAGCCGAGGUUCUUGAUGACAUCUUGGUUGUUGUUCCAAGAAACAUCACAAACCUAGGCGAUCAGGCUGAGAUGCAACAAAGAAUGUUCCGUGCUCUGAGUGAGCAGGUGAUUUUUGAACCACCGCAGUUUUCGUUCACUGUCACAGAAGUACGACGUCUGGGUCUCGAAUGCCUGCAUGAGAUACUGCAGUUUUCCGCUCACACCCUAGUGACUGGAUGGGAGACUAUUUUCGAGGUUUUGUCCAGCGUCUGCAUCCCACCACCUUCGUACUCACCCUUGCCGCCCUCCCCACGAUCCCCCUCCGAUCAAGCCGAGAGUUCGUCGCGUCCUCGGCCGCCUCCACUUUCGUCUCCUUUGAUUAAGUCGAAUGCUUCUCUACUACGGAUCGCCUUUCAGUCCUUGACUCUGGUUUGUGAUUCCAUCGACGCCUUAUCCCCUGACAACCUUCGGCUUUGUAUCAAUACCAUUGGUCAGUUCGGCACACAGCCCGAUACAAAUAUAGCGCUGACGGCCGCCGAGAGUUUGAUGUGGGGCGUAUCGGAUUCUGUCCAAUCCAAGCGGAAAGAUUCAGACAAAGAACCUGUCUACAGCAGUCUGUGGAUGUUCCUUUUAUCGGAGCUGCUCCAACUAUGUGCCGAUCUUCGUACUGAGGUUCGGAAUGGCGCGAUCCAAACGCUUUUCCGCUCGCUUCAGCUUUAUGGGGCAACUUUGAGUCCUGAAAUGUGGACGGAGUGCCUUGAAACCAUUGUAUUCGCCCUAUUCGAUUCCCUAUCAUCCUCUAUCCGUAAGCUGCAUACCGAUCUCUCCACAUCAUCCAACACGGCCGUGCUGGCGAUAAAUGAGUGGUAUAACACAAAGAGUCUUGCCUUUCAGUUAGUCGGAUCAGUGCUUUCAGAGUUUCUUAUAUCACGCAUCAUCCGCCUCCCCGCCUUUGCGAAAAUUUGGCAGCGGUUUAUUACCCAUAUUACACAAGCCGCUUUAUUAGACAACCGGAUUGUUACUACUGCCGCGCUAAGAUCCCUCGAGGCAAGCAUCAAUGCUUCACGGACCGAGGCGGAGGAUCUUCAGGACGCUUCGAGAACUGCACGUGAGGCUGCAUGGAGCAGUCUUGAAGCGGUAGGGUCGGCGGUUGCGAAUCAGCGGGAGGCAUCGGGAGCACCACCAACGGAGAUCGGAGCCACCCCUCCUUUCAAUCAAGACAGUUUGCUUGCUCUGGCGGAUGUGCUGAGGGUCUUGUAUGUCUUUAAUGGAGAUCAGUGGGAGCUAGGAAGGUUGCGGCAGAUGAUGUUCAUCCUUAAAGCCAUCAUGACAUACACCAAGUCGCCAGAGUAUCGACCAGAUGUUGACAAACUCACCCCUGUUCAGUUAGCAGUUAUACAGGCUGUGGAAGCUAUUAAACUCACUGUUCGUUUCUCACCUUCACUUGUCUUGAGUGAUCUGUCCGAGUUUGCCACCUUGGCAUUUGUUGCUGCGUUCGAGGUGGAGAGCAACUCGGGCCCUCAGAACUCAGCCGCUUCAAAACAAGUGACAUACAUAGCCUUAGCUAAGUACGCAAUGCCGAAGUUAGUGGAUUUAUACCUCAUCCAUAAGACUGAGUUGGACAUCUACAAUGAUGGGACGUUGGAGCGUGUUCUCUCGUCAUAUUCCAUCCCUAUGAAGUUGAAGUACGACUGUCCAGCACCAUCAAAAUUCGGAUCAGAUGAACCCCUAUGGAAAACUGCGACGACGAACUUUCUUAAGAUCGUGAGGGAGUUAGGUCAGAGCAUUAAGAGCUUCAGUGACACUAUCCUUCCCGAACAUAUGGAGGGAAUUUGGCGUCAGGCUCUGGAUGUCUUCCGUGGCGCGCUUCUCGCUGAUUGUACUGCUGUCACCCAAUUCUCACUUGAAAAACAAGAUGCGGAAGAGAAGUUCGACCUAGCACUACUUGCAACAUUGGAGAUCGACGUGAUCCCAUACGUUGGUGACGCCCGAGUGCCUGAUCCCGUGAUUAUCCAGCUAGGGAAGACUUUGCAGAACGCCUGUGUACUUCACGACCUAGAGUCACAUUUUGAAGCGCGCAUGGACUCUCUACAACGACCUGAUAAUGGAGGGAAGAAGGGCAAACCAAACGGUCUUCCCGUGGAACCGUUGCCAAUAUUCGGUACCACAGCGCAGGCUAAUCUGCUUCCUCGUGAACGCUUCAACUAUUGGUGCUUCGAUUUGCUGUUCUUAGCGUGCUCGGCUUCCACUCAAGACAAUGCCGCAGAACGGCAGAGGAUUGCUGCUCUUAUAUUGCCAAGCCUGUUGAACAGAUGUCAUACUGUUCUAGCGACAUACGUUGUAGACGAGGCACUGCGAGGAGGGGUACCAUUUCCAAGGGCAAGAGAAGAAGAGCUUCUGUACGUGCUUCGCAAGCUCCAGGAACUUCGCCUUUGGCAUGGGUGUUUAUGGGCAGCUUUCUCAAAUGAUCCUUCCAGGUGGAGUGUCAACGUUCCAGACAUCGAUACAACGUUAGAACCUCUGAAGAUGAUUGCAGAUGCAACAAAACGAUCGAGUCAGGCCCACCUUUUUCAUUUCUACACUUUGCUCUACGAAAUUGCAACUAUACGCCGGGCCCCUCCGUCAAUGUGGGUUGCUUCCCCAUAUUCACCAACGCAUUCGCCUUCUGCUUCGGAUUCCAAGGUGAACGGAUCAAAGAGUAAAGAAAAGAACAAGAGCACUGUAAUUGAGGUAGAUACUCGCAUCCUUGCGAAAGCUUGUUUGCGGCAGAUCGGCAGGGAAAUGGGUGCGGAGAUCUAGAUUGUAUAGCCAAUGCUCGGUUUUGGAUGUGUGGACUUUUCGUCAAUUGAAUUCCCUUCAAGUGUAAGGUUCGCAGCAGCAAAGUACUCAUGUCAUAGACUCCGCUCGACAGGGAACCACCAUCGGACCUCCUCGUCAUACUCUUCCUCGACAGUCCAGUAUGUCCUACCAAACCACGCUUGCUCAAGGUAAGGUUCCCAG
Messenger RNA from Cantharellus anzutake, 5648 nucleotides. RefSeq lists its product as uncharacterized. The record is from RefSeq and is a predicted model, not a curated record. Bases 39 to 5447 code for a protein of 1802 amino acids. The transcript is spliced from 18 exons. NCBI's taxonomy places the organism in Eukaryota, Fungi, Basidiomycota, Agaricomycetes, Cantharellales, Hydnaceae.